Triplophysa rosa is the source of this 5100-nucleotide messenger RNA. RefSeq names its product transmembrane protein 74B (gene tmem74b). The transcript has 2 exons. Lineage: Eukaryota; Metazoa; Chordata; Actinopteri; Cypriniformes; Nemacheilidae. The coding region runs from base 340 to 1044 and encodes 234 amino acids. The record is from RefSeq and is a predicted model, not a curated record.
GACAGAGUAGAUCUCAACAGAGACCAGUGAAGCUGAUCAGGGCAGACACGCUAGGGUGCAUUUCAGAACCAUAUAACAAGCCAUAGCAGGCUAUAUGCACAUGCAGAACUGGAUUGUGUAGCUGUUUCUGACGAAGAAUCUGGCAUGCUGCUGCGUUUGCGUUUAACGCCGAAAAAUGAUCGCCUUUCUUUCGCGCAUGGCUAAAUCUUCCCUCGAGAUCUCCGUGAAAAAGGUCUUCCUGCCAGCAUCUCACCGUUACUAUGAUAUCUGUGGAGCCAUCGCGCCUUGAGGUGAAACGAGAGGUGUUUGAUUCAACAUGAGUGCAGGCGCUCAGUGUAGAUGGAGUCUCUGAACGCCGUAGAGCUCCGUGAACUGGGGGAUGGGAGCGGCCGAGAAUCUCAGCAGGCCUCAUCAGCACCGCGGACAGCGACCGGCAUCGAAAACGCGUCGUUCGAGGAUGAAGAACAGGGAACGAGGAUCCGUGUUACGUCGAGAACAUGUGGACCCGACUGCAUGGCCACCGAGCACCAGUCAAAUCCAAUGCGUAUUCAGAGAGAAGUGCCCUCCCCGCGCUCCGACGACGAGCCCGAGCUCGAAUACAACGACAAUUCGGUGGACUACGGCUUCAUAUGCGCGCUCAUAUUCCUCAUCAGCGGGAUCAUAUUGGUUGUAAUAGCCUACACGAUCCCUAGAGAGGCCAGAGUCAAUCCGGACCAGGUGACAGCGCGCCAGAUGGAGAAAUUGGAGAUGUAUUACGCGCAGCUCGGUUCGCACCUCGACAAAUGCAUUAUAGCGGGACUUGGCUUGCUCACUCUUGGGGGGAUGCUCUUAUCUGUUUUGUUAAUGGUGUCUAUAUGCAAAGGGGAACUGUAUCGCAGGAGAACUUUCGCCAGGAGACACAUGAAGUCGUACGGAUCUGUAAAUAUGAGAAUGAGACAGUUGGCGGAGGGUGAUGGGAGGGACGCGCUCGUGGAGUGUGAACCGAGCGCUGCCACUGACGUCACGAACGGUAAUGAAGCUCCUACCGGAGCGCAAAGCACGUAGCACAACCGGAUCACAAGGGUUAGAUACAUUUUCAUAAGGAAACCUCAAUUCUUGAAAGGCAGCAAAGAGGGUUCAGGUUUUGGGUAAGUUUUGCAGUGACUUGAAUUAAAACCGCAUUUUGAUGUAUAUAAAGAUUAUGAGAAGAAAUGUUGCUAAAGGUGGACCCUUGGACCUUCAGAAAGUUUGCGCAAAAUGUUCUUUGUAGUGGUUCCACAGACUGUAAAAUGGGAAAAAUAUGAACCUUAAAAUGGUUCCUCUUUCUGAUCACCUUUAUUUUCAUUUUGAAGCUACAAGCAAUUUUUAAAGCCUAAAGUGAUGGAGAAAGAAAUGAAGAAUGUACGAUUAUAAAUAUACUGCUGCCUUGCAAGGACUGCAGUCAUUUUAAGGUCCAGACAAACAUGCACAACAGAAUGUAACAGAACAAUGAUUUAUGUCAAAGACCUUUGAUAGAAAGCACAAUGGUCAGCCAUCAUAAAGCCGAACUAACUCGACAUGCUGCAAUAUAAACCGCCAUCAGCUACUUUACAAAACUUGAAAUAAAUGUCUGUAUAAUCUUCACUAGAACACUAUGAAUGGAAUAUGUGUAAACUAUUAUUAUCCAAGGAUGCGAUAUGCCUUACGAUGUUACAAAAGUUCAUUAUAUACCGUGAACACAUUUAGACUCGUUUAUUUGUAAAAUGUUAGUGUUUUGUAGGACUGAUGUAUAUGUGGUCACUUACAUGUUACAUCACCUCACGUUCACAGAGUAUACCAUGCUACCAAGAGAACACACAGACGUUUGAAUGCAUAACAUUUGAAGUGAAAUAUCUAUUUUACAAUAUCUGACAUUAGUAGAAAUGUGCUUCAUAAUAACAAAAAUGUGAACAUUUACUGUGAUGGUGCAAUAUGUCUAUAUUCCAGUAGAAAAUAUAUAUUUCCAUAGCAAUGUUCGGUUUCAAUCACACAACAGAUGCUUUAAGGAAUAUUCUCAACACCCCUUUUAAACACAAUAUUUAAGCAGGACACUAUGGUCACAUUUGACAUUCACGUGUACUUGAUCUCCAUACAGCUGACUGCAUUAUGGCCUUUGUUCCUGCUGAGGUAGUAACUAUUAUAAAGUACACUGCUCAAAAAUACAAGACUGUAAUCAAACUUAGCAGAAACCUAAGAACAGCAGAUGUAUUAAACAUCUUAGAUGUAGUACAGAUUAAAGUGCAAUAGCCUACUAUUUGUGAGAGAGAAAAAACUCAUUCACUUCACAAUCAGGAAGUGAAUGUUUGGGGUCACUUUACAAUAAAUGUUAUGAUUUCUCGUUUCUGUGCAAAUAUUCAAGAAAAACCUCUUAUGAUUUUUAGCCAGCAGGUUAAAAUCUUGAAGUUAAAGGAAUAGUUCACCUUCAAAAUGAAAAUUCUGUCAUUAUUUACACACCCAACCUGUAUGACUUUCUUUCUUCUGCAGAACACAAAAGACGAUAUUUUGAAAAAUGUUGCUAACAGAAAACCAUUGGUCCCUAUUGACUUGCACUGGUUUUGUGUACAUACAAUAGAAGUCAAUGGGAACCAAAUAUCUUCUUUUGUGUUUUGCAGGAGAAAGAAAAUCACACAGGUUUAAAAUGACAACAGGGUGUGUAAAUGAUGAUAGAUUUUUUAUUUUGAAGGUGAACUGUUCCUUUAAAAGAUAAACAAAGCAACACUUGCGUUUGUUCCUGUUAAGGUGAAAGCAGUUUGUACGGUUAACGUGAGCACAUGGUGACAAAUGCAGAGAAUAUUGUACUUGUGAAAAAAAUCUUUCCUCUAGAAUUAUAAAUAUAACAUUAACCGUUGGUAUUUAUUUUCCAGUAAAAAAUAGAUGACAUUCCAGUUUAUUAAGAUUCUUUAAAAAAAUGUUUACUAAACAUUGAGGGGCAGUUUCCCGGACAGGGAUUAUUUUAAACCAGGACUAGGCUUUAGUUAAAUUAGGAUAUUUAAGUCAUUUUUAAAAACAUAAUUUACAAAAAAAAAAACAUUACUGGUGUACAUCUUGAGACAAAACAAUCACACUGAUAUAUUUUAAGAUAUGUUAUUGCAUGUUGUUUUCGAUCAAGAAACUUCCAUUUAAAUUAAUCUGGGACUAGUUUUAAACCCUGUCCGGGAAAUUGCCCCAGAAAGUCUACACAUUGUUUAAACUUUACUAUAUAUUGUCCUUCUCAAAUAACCUAUUUGGUGGUGUGUAACGUGUGAUGACAUGGGUUUAAAUAAAUAUAAAAUGUUCCAUGUUCUGCCUGAUGCAACUUUAAGUGCUGAAAUGGAUUAGUUGGAUGUUUUGAUAUUCCAUAAUUUUUUAUUGCAUCACAAAAUUGUACUAUAUAUGUGACCCUGGAUCACAAAACCAGUCUUAAGUAGCAUGGGAACAUUUUUAGUAAAAGACAAAAAUACAUUGUGUGGGUCAAAAUUAUCGAUUUUUCUGUUAUGCCAAAAAUCAUUACGAUAUUAAUUAAAGAUCGUGUUCCAUGAAGAUUUUUGUAAAUUUCCUACCUUAAAUAUAUAAAAACUUUAUUUUGUGAGUGGAUGGUCUGCCACAGUGCCCCUGAUUAACAACUUCAAAGGCAAUUUUCUCAAUAUUUUGAUUUUUUUGCGCUCUCAGAUUCCAGAGUUUUAAACGGUUGUAUCUCAGCCAGAUGUUGUCCUAUUCUAACAACUCAUAUAUCUACAGAAAGUUUAUUUAUUCAGCUUUCAGAUUAUGUAAAAAUCUCAAUUUCAAAAAAUUGACCCAUAAGACUGGUUUUGUUGUCCAGGGUCACAUAUAGCUGUCAUUUAUUAGCUGUAAGAUGUUGGUUAUAGUCUAAUGUGAUAGGGUGAGAAGGAAAAGUGUGUCAUGUGUUUGUGUAAAAUAUUGUCUUGUAAGCACAGAAGAAUUUGUAUUGAGGACACUAAACGGUAAUCCACCAGUUACACCACGUCAGCUGUAUACACAGUGUUGGUCUUAUUACAGUGUUACAGUGGUCAUGCACAAGCCCAUUAACUAAAUAUUAAACCACUGUAUUAACAAAACAACCCUAAAUGUAAAGCUUUACCUUGGACCUGAAUAGAAGAGAGAAAGUCACAUUGGCUGUGUUCGGAAUGGAACACCACUGUAUUGUUUACCACAUACUGAAGAAAAUAAAGUAUACUGUUAAAAAGUAGGCUAGUGUGUGAAAAGUAUGCAAAAUACAAAAUAUUUAAACAAAUGGUUUGGCACAGUGUCACACAUUGCAUGCUCAAUUCUGCAAGCAGCAUUCAGUUAUUUCGACACAAUUUCAUUGCAAUGCGUAACUAUUUUAUGAGGCGGCUAUUUUGUUUUACUACAAUCUGCCCCACCAUUAAAGCCUUUUAGGGGUUAAGGGUUUUAAGGGGCUUCAUUAUUGUUUUUUAAAUUAAUCUUACAAAUAUAUCCAUUAAUAAAUCAUUUUUAGUGCGCUUUUUGCAUUUCAAUCCAGUUUAAAUGUGUUACCUUUGGGCAAUGUGGAUAAAUAAUGAAAUAAAUUACUUGUUCAUUUGUCACCUUGGACAUAGAAGGUUAAGCCCAUUGCAUUGUGGGAUAUGGGGCAUCAUAUAGUGUCAUCUGUUUGUUACAGCAAAUAUUUAAGUAGAUCCUAUUAUCUACUAAAAGAAAAUUCACAUACUAUCCACAGUAAACAUUUUCUACACUAAAGAAUAAGUAGCAGUAUGGUGGUGUGCUGUUCCGCAGAGCACUGAAUUUCAAAUGAGCACAAUAAAGGGGUUUGUAGUUGUUUUCGAUAAUGAAUAACAGAUGCUCGGCUGUUACUAAAUCUGCAUCGGUGUAAAAUCUGUGAAGGUUAAUCACGGAGAGAGCGGCACAAUGAACCGCUGCACUCCAAUACUGCAGAGAGUUGUGUGCACAACAUUUUGUAAGGGCCAUGCAGACUGUUAUCCCAUUUUUACUCUUUCGCCGCUGCACUGGGGUAAAUCCCUCUGCUUUUACAAUGUAGGAGGAGUGAACUGCAUGUGUACUAUGUGAGCUGUGCAUUUGAAUUCUGUAACCUCCUGUAUGUCCAAGGCAAAUGUUCACCUUUUGAUACAGUUUCCAUGCGUGAGAUAA